ACUGCAAGCCUGGCUGGAAAUUUUGCCUUCACGUCACCCUCAUGCCAAGGAAUGAUUUAGAAAGGCCACAAGGGAUAUUUUUUGCAGGAGUGGUCACUCUCUGAAUCCAGGCAAGGAAGGGGAGGAGUCUGAGCCGUGUCCCGCCCCUUCUCCGGUGAACUUCUGUCGUUCCAGCUUUGGCGGCAGUAGCGGCUGCACACCCGAGCUUUCCCCAUGGUUUCGGUGACCAGAUCCGUGUUUGGAGACCUGCCCUUGGGGGCAGGGACAGUGGAGAAGUUCCAGCUGGAGUCAGACCUACUGAGAGUGGAUAUCAUCUCCUGGGGCUGCACCAUCACGGCCCUGGAGGUCAAAGACAGGCAGGGCAGAGCCUCAGAUGUGGUGCUCGGCUUUGCCGAGUUGGAAGGGUACUUCCAAAAGCAGCCCUACUUUGGAGCAGUGGUUGGCAGGGUGGCCAACCGAAUUGCCAAAGGAACAUUCACGUUGGACGGGAAGGAGUAUAAGCUGCCCAUUAACAACGGGCCCAACAGUCUACAUGGAGGAAUCAGAGGCUUUGAUAAGGUCCUCUGGACCCCCCAGGUGCUGUCAAAUGGCGUCCAGUUCUCUCGGGUCAGUGCAGAUGGUGAGGAAGGUUACCCUGGAGAGUUAAAAGUCUGGGUGACAUACACGCUGGAUGGCGGGGAGCUUGUGGUCAACUAUCGAGCCCAGGCCAGUCAGACCACACCAGUCAAUCUGACCAACCAUUCUUAUUUCAAUCUGGCAGGCCAGGCUUGUCCCCUCAUGGUCGCAAGAUGGUUGCCACAGCUCCAGGAAUCACCUCUUCAUAUAGUCACAGCCAGAAACAAAAUAGGACCUAUCCCUUUUUUCACAUCUCUAAUGUUCCAUUUUUAAGAACAAGCAAAACUUUUCCCAGAAGCUCCCCCAGCAGACUUUCCCUCACAUUUCAUUGGCCGAAAGUGUCUUAUGCCCUGCUUAACUCAAUCACCAGCAAGGGAAUUAGACCAGCAUGAUUAGCUUGGACCAAUCAAAAUUUGCCCUCUGGGGCGAGGGAGGGGGUCCUUUCCCUGAAUAUACAGCCUUGGGAUAAAUCAACAAGUCAGUGUUCUGCCAGAGGAAAGGGAGGGCACUGAUAAAGGAGUUGAUAUGGCUUUUGAGUAGUAACCAAUAGUAUCUGUUAUAUCCUGCUAGAGGUGAUAAGAGCUGAAUUAAGGCAGUGCUAGUGGCAAUGUACAAAAAGGUCUUUAAGGCCCCAUGCAAGCCACAACA
This is a messenger RNA of Ceratotherium simum simum (southern white rhinoceros), 1263 nucleotides long. Lineage: Eukaryota; Metazoa; Chordata; Mammalia; Perissodactyla; Rhinocerotidae. The record is from RefSeq and is a predicted model, not a curated record.